This is a messenger RNA of Synchiropus splendidus (mandarinfish), 5812 nucleotides long. It is a transcript of the gene ubr1, whose product is annotated as ubiquitin protein ligase E3 component n-recognin 1. The transcript has 47 exons. The coding region runs from base 22 to 5238 and encodes 1738 amino acids. NCBI's taxonomy places the organism in Eukaryota, Metazoa, Chordata, Actinopteri, Syngnathiformes, Callionymidae. The record is from RefSeq and is a predicted model, not a curated record. Gene Ontology annotation, biological process: ubiquitin-dependent protein catabolic process via the N-end rule pathway; protein ubiquitination. Gene Ontology annotation, cellular component: ubiquitin ligase complex; cytoplasm. Gene Ontology annotation, molecular function: ubiquitin protein ligase activity; zinc ion binding.
GUACUUUACGGCCAAUGGAACAUGGCGCAGGGUGAUACAUCCUUGGACGGACUGAGGCUCAGCAAGGAAUGGCGGGAGUCUGGCAGCCUGAAGGCGGAGGUGCUCCGUCACCUGAGGCAGCAUGUGCCUCGGAUCUUCUGCCUGCAGACCGAGUUCAGCCAGCAGGACGAGGAUGAGCUGUUGCAGAAGCACAUCCUCCACCCGCUGGAGUGUUAUGUUUUCGGGGAAGACCCUGAGGCGGGUCUGGAGAAGCUGAAGCAGGGCGGCACGUCGCCACAACUCUGUGGUCGUGUGUUCAAGGAAGGGGAGACUGUCUACUCCUGCAGGGACUGUGCGAUUGACCCCACAUGUGUCCUCUGCAUCGAUUGUUUCCAGGAAAGUGUUCACAAAACUCACCGCUACAAGAUGCAUGCGUCAUCAGGUGGCGGUUUCUGCGACUGCGGCGAUGUGGAGGCCUGGAAGAUCGGUCCGUGCUGCUCCAAGCACGACCCGGGAUCGGCCACCGCCAUGGUAACGGACGAGUGUGUGUUGGAGCCGGAAUACUACCAACGAGUGGAGAACUUGUUCCGUGUGUUGAUGCAGUACCUCACAGACUUUCUGGUGUGGGAGGAGGAGUCACACCUCCAGCCUGAGCUACAGCCAGAGACUGAGGAGAACUCCUACUACUGCGUGCUCUACAACGACGAGCAUCACUCGUACGAACAUGUGAUCUACACGCUGCAGCGGUCGGUCAACUGCGACCUGGCCGAGGCUCAGACACACACAACCCUCAUCGACAAAGAGGGCCGACGGGCAGUGAAGAGAGGAAGCCUUCGAACAUGUCAGCUGGCUAAAGAACUGAUCACGGCAAACUCGGAGCACAUUUCACUGCAGCCGCUGCGAGUGGAGAUCCUGCAGGUCACCGUCAUGGCUCACCAGACAUUUGCUCUGCGGCUCGGGGCUUGGUUCCAAAAGAUGAUCGGCUACUCAGCGGGAUUCAGGCAGGCAUUCUGCCAGGUGGCUCUGGAGCCAAACAAGGAAGUGCAGCAGGGUCCUUGUCUGAUCAGCCGACUGAUGCUGCGUGAUGCCAGGAUGUACAAAGGUGCUCGGAAGAUCGUGCACGACCUGAUUUUCUGCAGCAUGCUGAUGGAGAAUGAGUUCAAGAAACAGUUCGCCAUCGAGUUCACCCGAUAUUACAAGCUGCUGCAGAAGGAGUUCAUACUGGACGACCACGAGAGGAACAUCUCCAUCACGGCGCUGUCCGUCCAGAUCUUCACUGUUCCCACACUGGCGCGACACCUGAUGGAGGAGGAGAAGGUGAUCCCCGUCAUCAUCAACACCGUCAUGGCCCUGCUGGACGAACACCUGGACGACAACAAUCGCUUCCUCUUCCUGGGCUACAACUCUGACAAGUUCUCCAGGAUCCAGAUCAUCUUCCAUGACCUCAGGUAUAUUCUGAUCAGCAAACCCUCAGUCUGGACGGAGAAGCUGCGGAGAGAAUUCCUCGCCGGUUUCAAAUCCUUCCUGAAGCUGCUCAAGUGCAUGCAGGGCAUGGAGGAAGUGAAGCGUCAGUUCGGUCAGCACAUCGCGAUAGAGCCCGAGUGGGAGGCAGGUUUCUCUCUCCAGAUUCAGCUGCGUCACAUCCUGGCCAUGUUCCAGGACUGGUGCUCCUCCGACGAUGAGCUGCUGCUGCUGGCCUUCAAAGAGUGCCACAUGGUAUUGAUGCAGUGCAACAACCAGCCCUUCCACCGAGAGGCCACCGACUUCUACAUGUGCAAGCAGAUCCUCCACGUUCGACCAUACAAGGUGUCCCAGGAUCCCGUCAGCAUCCACCUGCCUCUGUCCAGGCUGCUGGCAGGCUUGUACGUGCUUCUCUGUAAAACUGGAGCCAUAAAGCACCUGCAGGAGCCAGAGAGCUACGACUUUCCCAAGAUGGCGGAGCACCCGCUGCGCUGCGUGGUUCUGGCUGCUCAGGUGUCGGCGGAGAUGUGGCGCCGGAAUGGUCUCUCUCUGGUCAGCCAGGUCUACUACUACCAGGAUGUGAAGUGCAGAGACGAGAUGUACGACAAAGACAUUCUCAUGCUGCAGAUUGCUGCUUCCAAAAUGGACGCCAACCACUUCCUCAUGCUCUUGCUGCUGAGGUUCGAGCUGUUUGAUUAUUUUAAUGACAAGUUCUCCAGAAAAGAUCAGGAUGAAGUGAUUCAGAGGAAUCGAUUGACAGAGGAGAUGUUGUACCUGCUCAUCGUCGUAGUCGGAGAGCGCUACGUUCCCGGGGUCAGUGAUGUGACCAAGGAGGAUGUGACGAUGCGGGAAGUCAUCCACCUGCUGUGCAUCGAACCCAUGACCCACAGUGGUCUGGCCAAAGGGUUGCCUGAGAACGAGAGCCACGAAACUGGUCUGGAGUCGGUCAUCACCAAAGUCGCCACCUUCAAGAAGCCUGGCGUUUUCGGGCACGGCUUGUAUGAAGUGAAGAAGGAGCAUCUGGUGGAAUUCAACCCGUUCUUUUACCAUUACUCAAGAUCUCAACACAGCAAGGCGGAGGAGUCUCAGAAGAAGAGAAGAGUCCAGGAAGGCAAGGACAAAGUGCUGCGCCCGCCACCUCCCCCUCCCUUCUGCACUCCCUUCGCCAACAUCUCACGCUUGCUGUGCUGCGACGUUUUCAUCCACAUCAUCCGGAGAGUUCUGCAGCGGGCAGCCGAGGAGAAGAGCAGCCACUGGACUGAGAUCAUGAUCCAGAGGGCUCUUCACCUGGUGGCUCAGGCUCUGAUGGAGGAGAAGAGUCUGCUGGAGGGCGGCAGAGUGGAGGAUGUGACCUUUGACUUCAGCCUGAAAGCUUGCCGAGUCGGGUCAGAACACAACAAGUCUGUGUUCCACUUGUUAUCCAAGAUAAAAGUCCUUCCUUCUCUGGAGGGCCAGAAGGACACAGUCAAGUGGAUCCUUCAGAUGUUUGAGCUGGUCAAGUGUGUGAGAGAGAAGUCCUUCCCGUCGUCAUCCAUGAGUGUGGAGUCCAGCAAGCCAGAGGAGAAUUCCCAGGAUAAGGAAAAGGCUGAGCGUAAGCGCAAAGCAGAGGCAGCCAAGCUCCACCGUCAGAAGAUCAUGGCCCAGAUGUCAGCUAUGCAGAAGAACUUCAUUGAGUCCAACAAGAUGCUGUACGACAACAUGCCGGAGGGCACCAUGCAGGGAGAAGCUGUUACGUCCACCGAGAGCUGCUCCAUGGAGCAGAAGGAGCUGUGUGUCGCCGUCGGCCCAAACCGAGGGUCCACGCCAGCCAAGAGGGAGGUGCUGACCUGCAUCCUGUGUCAGGAGGAGCAGGAAGUGACCACGCAGGCUCCAGCCAUGGUCCUCACUGCGUGCGUCCAGAGGUCCACCGUGCUGACUCAGUGUCGGGGGAAGAUCCUGACCAACAAUACAGAAGCAGAGUCGUCGUAUCCCCUGUUCAUGUCUCCGGAGCUGGCAGUGGGGACACACACCGGUAGCUGCGGGCACGUCAUGCAUGCCACCUGCUGGCAGAAAUACUUUGAGGCGGUGCAGAACACCACCAGGAACAGACUCCACGAGAUGAUCAUCGACCUGGAGAACUGCGAGUAUUUGUGUCCUCUUUGUAAGUCUCUAUGCAACACCGUGGUCCCUCUCAUCAUGCUGGAGCCGCUCGUGUUCAACUACGAAAAUGCAGAAUUAAUCGGUCAACAUUUGACUCUUCCUCGAUGGAUCCAGGUCCUCACUGCUCGGAUUAAAGGCCUCCAGCUGACUCAGGACGCUGAUGACACCACAGAGAGCAGCAGCAGCAGUGAGGCUCAGAUGUGUGGAGAAGUCCUCCCUGACUUUAGGUCCAUCCUCAGCUACGGCGUCCAAGAACCGAGGAAGUUCUCAGACAGCAUAGCAGAGAUGCUGGUUGUGUGCGCCACCACCGUGCACAGAGUGGGGCUGCAGACGGUGCCCAACGAGCUUUGCUCAAAGGUGCCGAUCAUGUCCUGGAACACCUGCGCCUUCACCAUCCAGGCUAUUGAGAACAUCCUGCAGGAGGAGGACAAGCCGCUCUUCGGCUCCCUGCAGAACAGACAGCUGGCCGGCCUGAAGGCCAUCGUCCAGUUCUCAGCAGCCCAGAGACACAAGAGCUCUCAGGCCGUGAUCCAGGGACACUUCAGGGACAUGCUGGCAGUUCUGCUGCCACACUUGAGCAGGAAGAACACGCCGUCGCUGCUGGAGGUCGACUUCUUCCACCUCUUGGUGGGCCUGGUGCUGUCCAUCCCCUCGCUGUACCAGGAGGAGACGGUGAACCUGCAGCCAUCUGCAGUCAGCUCAGCCUACAACCACCUUCACCUGCUGCAUCUGGUCACCAUGGCUCAUGUCCUGCAGGUGCUGCUGGUCACCACAGAUUUCCCUGCUGCAGCAGCUGGAGAAGAAGCAGAGGAGGCACAGGCGGCUGCAGAGUUGUACUCCACAGUUUCAAAGUGCACCAGCAGGUCCAGUCCUGAUGUGUCCGGCAGCUCUGUGGCUGACAGGGUGAAGAGAGGAAUCACUCCCUUCCUGCGGUGCGCUGCCCUCUUCUUCAAUUGCCUUACAGGAGUGCCCCCUCCUGAGGAGCUCCUGAGUACUGCAGUUAGAGCUCAGGAUCAGGUGGAGGCGCUCUGCAGCUACCUGUCACUUCCCGCCAACGUGUUCCUGCUCUUCCAGGACCACAGUGAAACGGUCACCCCGCUGCUGCAGAGGUGGUGUGCUGCUCCGACCGUCACCAAAAGCCUGAGAGGCAAAGCCCAGGUGGUCAGGUUUCCAAGGAGACGGAACCACUUGAUAGAUCUUCCUGAGGACUACAGCGCCCUCCUGAACCAGGCCAGCCACUUCCAGUGUCCCAAGUCUUCAGACGACGAGAGGAAACACCCCACGCUGUGUCUGUUCUGCGGCGCCAUGCUGUGUUCUCAGAGCUCCUGCUGUCAGAGUCAGCUGGACGGAGAGGACGUCGGCGCCUGCACCGCUCACGCCGCCACGUGCGGGGCCGGAGUGGGCAUGUUUCUCAGGAUACGUGAGUGUGAGAUCGUUCUGAUGGCCAGUAAGACUCGGGGAAGCACGUACCCCGCCCCGUACCUGGACGACUACGGCGAGACGGACCCUCAUUUGGUGCGUGGCAACCCCCUGCACCUCUGCCCAGAGCGCUACAGGAAGCUGAACCAGCUGUGGCAGCAGCACUGCAUCCUGGAGGAGAUCGCCCGCAGCCUGGAGGUGGUCAACGUGAUGUACGCCUUCGAGUGGCAUAUGUUGUGAUGAGCGUCGAUGACCUGCGACAAGAACCAAGCACAGCGCCUCUGCUACUGAAGUCCCAGCUGCCCAAAAAUCCCCCAAACACCCACCCCAAGUGCAGAGCAGAGCAGUGGGAUGAGGAGAAGACUUUGGUGGGAGAACGUCCAGGAGCGUCGGACCGUAGACGUAGGUACUGGAACCAAGACAGUCGCCGCCUCCUCUCGUCGAUGCUGUGAAUCUCUUCCGAUGCUUGAACUGUGGAUAUCAAAGGUGAAGUGGAGGAACGACUUAGCACAGCUCCACACUUAUAUCUGAGUAUUACACAACUGCGGUACCUUCCUCCCAAAUCAUACGCAGCCUUGUAUGUAUCUUUAUUUCCUCUUAAUUUCAGGGGUUCAAAUAUAAGUCACACGAUAAUCUUAAUUUAUACCAAGAGGAUUAAUUAUGAGUUGGAUAUUUCAGUGUUGUGUUUUAAGUUUGUGAGAAGAAAAUCAUGAGUUGCUUCAUUUUUAUUUCUUGUCUGCGUGAACAUUUCUUUCUUCCUCUGCUCUGAGAGACACUUCCUGGCUGCGACAAUAAAAACAGUCAUCCACCUGAA